Messenger RNA from Arachis stenosperma, 1821 nucleotides. Its product is annotated as BTB/POZ domain-containing protein At3g49900. Bases 289 to 1632 code for a protein of 447 amino acids. The record is from RefSeq and is a predicted model, not a curated record. The transcript is spliced from 4 exons. Gene Ontology annotation, molecular function: protein binding. NCBI's taxonomy places the organism in Eukaryota, Viridiplantae, Streptophyta, Magnoliopsida, Fabales, Fabaceae.
UGAGAGGAGAGUAAAAAUAUAUUACCAGGACUAUUACUACUGGUUGUAGUGUAGAAAAAGAAAUAAAAGGAGAGAAAGGGAAGGGAAGGGCGAAAUUAAAGAGAGGCAUUUAUGAGUCAUCAAAAUCACAUGUGCCAUUAAUAGCCUUCCCUGAACCAAUAUUUAUGAGCUCCCAAAGAAUCAUACUGAUACACCUAUACGGUCAUGAAAAUAGCAGUGGAAGCAUUGAGUGUGUCCUGAAAAGCGCGUUAGGAUCGUUGGGAAGAAGGAAGGAAGAUAGUUAGAUAGAUGAGUAACGGGUGGAACCACCAGUUCGGUGUUAUCGACACCAUCUAUGAGGAAGAACCCGAGUUCUCUUCCACCUCCUCUUCCCCCUCUCUCUCUCCACCCUCCUUCUCCUCUUCUCCCCCACUCCUUCACUCAACUAUCAGCGCCUGGUCUCUGUCUUCUGGCCAUCAAACGGACCUCCUGCUACGUGUUCAAGGAACCUGCUUUCGCCUACACAAGGAUCGGAUCAUUUCACGGAGCUCCUAUCUCAAACGCCACCUAACGAACCUCACCGAAUUCACACUCUCCCCGCCGUUAAACAUAACGCCCCACACCUUCGCCGCCAUCGCAGAAUUCUGUUACAGCAGCAGAGUCCACCUCACGCCCAAUAACGUCGCCGCCAUCAGGACGGCGGCGGGGCUGCUCGGCAUGACGGAUUCCAGAGGCUACGACGGGGAGAAUCUCUGCCACGUGGCGGAAUCCUACUUCAACAGAAUCGUCGGUAUUGACCAAGAGUACGCAUCGGUGGUUCUGCGGUCCUGCAUGGGUCUGCUUCCCGAGGCCGAAACGACGGCGUCGCUUGUAAGCAGGUGCAUUGAAGCGCUGGUUUGGGAUGACUACGAUGGUCACGACAUCGAUGCAACUUGCUUAAACGUCGUUGUAGAGAUUCGCCCUCAGGAUUUUCAAUCUGUCGUUGAUUCCAUCAAUGCGCGCCUUCCCCACCACGACGUUCUCUACAGGAUGAUUGAUCUUUAUUUCAAGGAAAACAAGAACGGGAAACUUACUGAGGAACAGAAAUCUCAGUUGUGCAAUUCGAUAGAUUGUACGAAGCUAUCGCCGCGUGUGUUGAUGGAGUGUGUUCAGAAUCCGAGAGUGCCUUUGAGGUUCAUAGUGCGAGCGAUGCUGGUGGAGCAUCUCAACACUCGCCGCUCUAUUGCGGUGGCGGCUGCUGCUUCCGGCGGGAACCAACAAGAUGAGCGAGAAUCACUAGGGGAUAUUCUGCGGCGUGACUCGGCUCGGCGUCAGACGGCUCAGCUGAAGGAGGCGAUGGAUUCGACGUGCUCUCGGAUUCAGAGCCUGGAGAAGGAGCUUAAUGGGAUGAGGAAGAUUCUGCUGGACCAUCAUGCCGCCGACGCGGAGCAGCAGGAGCGGAAGUUGAAUGCGCUGAACUCAGAGCGUUCGGCGAGUUUCCACGUUACGCCGGCGGCGGCGGAGGAGAGAAAAAUAGGGAGAGGUGGAAGGGGAUCAGUGUCGUCGUCGGCGCUAAUGUAUGAUGGGGAGAGUGGGACUCCAAGGAUGACGAAAUCACUUAGGCAGAGGUUGAUGAGUGGCCUCAAGAAUGCAUUUCAUAGGAAAAGCUUAUAGAAAUUGAACUAUGUACAUACAUUUCGCCGGGAUAUCGUGACGAUCACUAAUGUUACUGCACUUCUUCCACCAGAUUCAACUCAUGCUUAGCUUCUUGCUUUCCAAUUUUUUUUUAAUUAUAUUAUUUAGACGUAAUAAUUUAUCUCAGUGGCCAUUCUUGAAGUUAAUGUAUUCAGUAUGUUGUGUUUA